Pneumocystis jirovecii RU7 is the source of this 681-nucleotide messenger RNA. Its product is annotated as GTP-binding nuclear protein spi1. Bases 1 to 681 code for a protein of 226 amino acids. Gene Ontology annotation, molecular function: GTP binding; GTPase activity. The record is from RefSeq and is a predicted model, not a curated record. Gene Ontology annotation, cellular component: cytoplasm; nucleus. Lineage: Eukaryota; Fungi; Ascomycota; Pneumocystomycetes; Pneumocystales; Pneumocystaceae. Gene Ontology annotation, biological process: protein import into nucleus; ribosomal subunit export from nucleus. The transcript has 6 exons.
AUGGCAGAUUCGAACCAGAAUUCUAUGCCUACAUUUAAACUUGUUCUUGUAGGGGAUGGAGAUAUGUUGAGAGCUAAUUUUUGGGUACGUACAGGAAAAACAACAUUUGUAAAACGCCAUUUGACGGGCGAAUUUGAGAAGAAAUAUGUUGCGACUCUGGGUGUAGAGGUUCAUCCAAUUACGUUUUACACGAGUUAUGGUCCACUCUGCUUUAAUACGUGGGAUACUGCUGGACAGGAGAAAUUUGGGGGUCUCCGUGAUGGUUAUUAUAUUCAGGGGCAAUGUGCUAUUAUUAUGUUCGAUGUUACAAGUCGUAUUACAUAUAAAAAUGUUCCCAAUUGGCAUCGUGAUCUUGUCCGAGUAUGCGAGAAUAUUCCUAUUGUCCUUUGUGGAAACAAGGUUGAUGUGAAAGAACGCAAAGUUAAAGCAAAGUCUAUUACUUUUCAUAGAAAAAAGAAUCUUCAAUAUUAUGAUAUUUCUGCUAAAUCGAAUUACAAUUUUGAAAAGCCGUUUUUGUGGCUAGCUAGAAAAUUAAUUAGUUCUAAUUUGGAGUUUGUUGCCUCUCCUGCAUUAGCACCACCUGAUGUCCAAAUAUCUCAAGAGAUGAUUGCUCAAUAUCAAAGUGAACUUGACAAUGCUCAGGCACAUCCUCUUCCUGAUGAAGAUGACAUUGAUUUGUAA